Sclerotinia sclerotiorum 1980 UF-70 is the source of this 861-nucleotide messenger RNA. RefSeq lists its product as hypothetical. Gene Ontology annotation, molecular function: nicotinate-nucleotide adenylyltransferase activity; nicotinamide-nucleotide adenylyltransferase activity. Bases 1 to 861 code for a protein of 286 amino acids. NCBI's taxonomy places the organism in Eukaryota, Fungi, Ascomycota, Leotiomycetes, Helotiales, Sclerotiniaceae. The record is from RefSeq and is a predicted model, not a curated record. Gene Ontology annotation, biological process: NAD+ biosynthetic process. The transcript has 2 exons.
AUGGCUUCCAAUACUCCCGCACAGGCUAUUCCUGCGCAAACUCUCGACAACUAUACCUUCCCAACAAAUCGUCUAAGACUCACUCAAAAUGAUCCUGAGAGGACUCCUCUGGUAUUGGUAGCCUGUGGAAGUUUUUCGCCUAUAACCUACCUUCACUUGCGAAUGAUGGAGAUGGCCGCCGAUUACUGCAAGUUUAACACGGAAUUUGAACUUCUCGCAGGAUAUUUCUCACCGGUAUCGAAUUUUUAUAAAAAAGCAGGUCUGGCGAGUUCGGAACACCGAAUAAACAUGUGCGAGUUGGCGGUACAGUCUUCAAACUGGCUUAUGGUGGAUCCAUGGGAAGCCUUACAAACGGAAUAUACGCCGACUGCCCUCGUUCUUGACCAUGUCGAGCAUGAGAUAAACAAAGUUCUGGGCGGUGCUAUACGACCAGAUGGAUCUCGGGUACCUGUUCGCAUUGCCUUACUUGCCGGAGCUGAUCUUAUCGAAACAAUGAGUAUACCGGGAGUUUGGAGUGAGGAGGAUCUUCAACAUAUCUUGGGACAAUACGGCACUUUCAUCGUCGAACGUACUGGCACGGAUAUUGAGGAUGCACUUGCAAGUCUUGAACAAUAUAAGCGCAACAUUUACGUCAUUCAGCAACUGGUCACAAACGACAUCAGUAGUACAAAAAUUAGACUUUUCUUAAGGAAAGAGAUGAGCGUGCAAUAUUUGUUACCCGCUCCAGUUAUUGAGUACAUUGAGGAGCACCAUCUUUAUGAGGAGGAUGGUGCAUCAUCCGUCAAUGCAGGCAAAUCCAAGGCGGCAGAAGGUUCAGGCCGGGGAUCACCUGCGGUGGGAGAUUCAAAGCUCAAGAAUUAA